Messenger RNA from Nestor notabilis (Kea), 2054 nucleotides. Its product is annotated as E3 ubiquitin-protein ligase DTX3L-like. The transcript is spliced from 4 exons. The record is from RefSeq and is a predicted model, not a curated record. Lineage: Eukaryota; Metazoa; Chordata; Aves; Psittaciformes; Psittacidae. The annotation marks the transcript as partial. Gene Ontology annotation, biological process: protein ubiquitination; Notch signaling pathway.
AUAAGAAGAAUGUGGAAUCUCGCGCGGAUCACGCCGUGGAAAUCGGUGCCAGACGCCUGAAGAUAGUCAUCCAGCCGGGAGAAGAGGACCUGAGCAAGAGCCGGUUUACAAAGCAGGCAUUCCCUAGCUGCCCCAGCCCCUCCAGCUCUUCCCCACCUCCUCAGCAGGAGCAGCAGGCAGACAAAGGCCGCGGAGGCACUGCAAGAGAAGUCAUUACCAAAAAGAUAUUUCUUACAGUAUCUGCGACUUUGAAUACCAGUAUGUUCACUGAACAGCAAAGGAAGAGAAUUACCAUUAUAUGUCCAAAUUUAAAGAGAGAAGGAAAUCCUGAUAUUGAUGGAUCUGAGAAAUUGACAGGAGAUUUUGCAGACAUUGAGAAAGCUUAUUGCUACUUUAAGGAUAUUCUUGCAGGCAAUGACCUGAACUGUGAUUUUUCACAUUCUGAAAGUAAGAAUGGUUUGAAAGACGAAAAUGGUCUGAAUACUGAAGAACUGAAUGAGUUUACAGUUCCAUCAGCUCUGUAUGAAUAUUUCAGUCAUACCUGCAAAGAGCAAAUCAAAGUACUACGUGAGCAUUUUGGAGUGCGUAUAAGAAGCAAAGAUUGUUACAAUGGAAACACAUCAGUAGGCUUCACUUCUGAUAGAAGUCCUGCACCAAUACAAAAAGCUAAAGAUUUUUUUAUCAGAACUUUUCAGAAAAGUGUGGAAAAUCUGAGACAGGAAGAACUUCCUGUCACAAACAGUUACACAUUAAGUGAGACAAUAACGAAAUUAAAUGCCAAGUUUAAUAAUCUUCUUGCCAAAGAGGAAGGGAAUCAGUUGCUACUUCGUGGUCCAGCGAGUGAGAUUUUGGCUGCCAAAAAAUUUCUAGCAGACGAAGGUGAGAACAGCCAAGCUGGAAAGAAUAUGAAAAUGUCAUCUGAACUGUACAAAUACAGGAAUGGAAUUGAAGUUGAUGCUUCUGUGUUUAAGUUGUUGGAGACAAUAUUAAGCAAAGAAAUUGAAGGCAUUAAAGACAAAUUUGAUAGCACAAUUGAAAAGAAAAACAUUUCAUGUGACCAGAAGAUGCUGAUAAUAUUUAGGCCCAGGAUCAAAACUUUUGAUAUGUCUUCACAUGCUACCGAAUGUUUCAUCAAUGCAUUUCAGAGCGCCUCUGCAAUGUUAAGGGAAAAAAUCAUCAGCUUGAAGCUUUCAGAAGGUCAGAAGAAAAGAUUAAAUAUGUUACUUACUGGAAAACAAUUGGAAAAUCUGCAUGUAAAGCUUCAGAAGAAGGAAGACAAAUUCAUGUUAAUUGGCUUACCAAACCAUCUUUCUGAUGCUGAAAAGUACAUUAUGAACUUUCUCAUCAUUGAAGACUCACAACAAACUAAAAAUAGGACACCACUGACCUCUGAUCUCAGCUAUCAAGAACCUACAGGAGCAUCUAAGAAGAAAUACAAUGGCAGGCAAAAGAAUAAUCUUUCUUCUGAAGGACAGGCUAAGGCAAAGACAGAAGAAAAUAACGAAGAUACAUGUCCAAUUUGCAUGGAGAUAAUUAGUAACAAAGAAACACUGACAAAGUGCAAACAUGUGUUUUGCAAAAGUUGCAUUGACCAGGCCAUGACUUACAAGCAAGCUUGUCCUAUUUGCAGUACUUUCUACGGAGUCAUGAAAGGAGACCAACCAGAGGGGAAAAUGUCAAGUAGAAUUCUGUCUUCAGCUCUCCCUGGUUAUCCCAGUUGCGGUACUAUUGAGAUUACAUAUCAUAUGCACAGUGGUAUUCAAACUAGCAACCAUCCAAACCCAGGGAAACCUUAUUUUUCAACUUUUCGAAAAGCCUAUUUACCUGACAAUAAAGAAGGGCGAGAAAUUCUGCAGCUCCUCGGAAAAGCCUUUAACCAAAAAUUGAUUUUCACAGUGGGGGAGUCACGUACUACUGGUGCAACAGGUGUUAUCACAUGGAACGAUAUUCACCACAAAACUUCCAUGGUGGGAGGACCUACCAACUUUGGUUAUCCUGAUCCUGAUUAUCUGCACCGCGUUCGAUUGGAAUUGAAAGCAAAAGGAAUUGAAUAA